AUGUCCACGAAACCCAUAACACGAGUCGCCAUUGUUGGAGCCACCGGUCGCAUCGGCGGAGCCUUUGCCCAGUCGCUCUUGCAAACUGGCCAGCAUACAGUUACAGCCCUCACCCGUGAAGGCAGUCAGGGAAAACUUCCCGAUGGAGUUCAAGCCGUCCGAGUUAAUUACGAUGAUGAGCACUCACUUAUCAAAGCUCUGAAUGGCCAACAUCUUCUUGUCAUUACUCUGAGCGUCCGAGCGCCUGAAGACCUUCAUGGUAGGAUUACAGCAGCCGCCGGAAAAGCCGGGGUCCCCUACAUCAUGCCCAAUGCGUACGGGUACCCCAUUAGUCCCGAUAGCGGGAAGGAUGAGGAUCCAGUUCGAACGAGCGCUCUAAGUCGAAUAAACGAGGCCCAAAAUGGUGUCUCGUCCUCGUUGAUCCUGCCGUGCGGUUUCUGGUAUGAAUGGAGCCUGGCAUGCGGCGAACAAUGGUUUGGUUUUACGAUUAAAGAUCGAAAAGUGACCUUUUUUGACGACGGCGCUCGAAUCCUUAGCGUCAGCACAUGGGACCAAUGUGGUCGCGCGCUGGCCGCUCUCGUUAGCCUGCCAGAGUCAGGAUCAACCCCUGCGCUUGCAGAUUUUAAGAACAAGGAAGUCCGGAUCAAUAGCUUCCGCGUCUCGCAACGCGAUAUGCUUGACAGUCUGCAUCGUGUUCUAGGAACCACAGACUCUGAUUGGGAGAUCAGUCAUGAGAGUGUCGCUAAGCGUCUUGCGGAUGGGGCUGAGGAGUUGGCGAAGGGUGAUUUUAGAGGCUUUGCCAAAAUGCUAUAUGGAAGGGUAUUCUCACCGACUAACGAGAUGGGCGAUUUCGCAGGGACGAUGGAAUUGGCAAAUGAUAUAUUAGGACUGCCUAAAGAGGAAUUGGAUGAAGCGACUCAGAGGGUAGUUGAUAUGGUAGCUGGAGGGUGGACCCCGUUUCCUGGGAUGUAA
Messenger RNA from Penicillium coprophilum, 972 nucleotides. RefSeq lists its product as uncharacterized. Lineage: Eukaryota; Fungi; Ascomycota; Eurotiomycetes; Eurotiales; Aspergillaceae. The record is from RefSeq and is a predicted model, not a curated record. The transcript has 2 exons. Bases 1 to 972 code for a protein of 323 amino acids.